This is a messenger RNA of Rubroshorea leprosula, 914 nucleotides long. The record is from the annotation of a GenBank genome assembly. NCBI's taxonomy places the organism in Eukaryota, Viridiplantae, Streptophyta, Magnoliopsida, Malvales, Dipterocarpaceae.
CUGCAAUGCAUCUCUUCAGUUUCAGGUUAAGACAAUUCAACUAUAAAAGGCUUGCCUUGUAAAUUUUAAAAAUCUCCAAUUAUGUGAUCCUAUGGACGUCAUUGCUUGGAAGUCCUGACUGCUUUCUUCUCUUCAACUGCACUCACUGCAGAUAUCCAUCAAGGGUUUUGAAGCUGCUAUUGCAGUUGGAGCCAAGGAAGUAGCUGCAGCUGCCUCUGCUUCAGAGUCUUUUUCAAAGUCAAAAACAAAGAAAGCAUUGAAGAGAAUCUUACUUACUGUUUUGAUGUUAUUUCUGCUGCAAGAGAGCUUUCAAUACCUGUUUUUAGGUAGGUUACUAACUACAAUUGAAAUUGUUGUAUAUUCCUUAAGAGGAAAAUGGAGGAAAAACGGGUAGAAAAGUUAGUCUUAUUUCUUCCUAUUGAAUUCUCAAUCAAUUUAGUCUUCAACUUUGUAGACAUUUAUCAUGUGUCUUGGGUUGCCCUGUAGAAAUGGGGGGAUCAGUACCGUAGUUCAUGGACUCAUCAGUUUCAGGUCAUGGAGGUUAUCCAUUUAACCCUAGAGUUUUAUCAGGAAAUGUUGCCACUGAGGAUGUUGUUUACAUGCUAAAUGGACUUGGGGUAAAAACCAAUGUGGAUCUUGAGAAACUCAUAUCUGCUGUAGAUCUUAUAUUUGAGCAUUUGGGAAGGACAUCAAGUUCGAAGACCACAGCUGCCUUGAGUAGGGAAGCAAAGUCUUGUGCUCUCAGUACUUCCUACCAGGAUUUGUAGCAGUUAAAGACAAUGACUUGUUUCAGGGUGCAACUUUGACAUAAAUGACACAUUGAAACCUUGGAUUGCUUAGGUUUUGUUCAUGUUGAAUAGGAAAUUUGUGAGAGCAACGAUUAUUUCAAAUUCUAAUAGAAUAUUAUGUGACUA